AUGAAACCAGGGGAGUUUGUUUGGACUAAAGCUGCUGCUAAGGCUUUCAAUGAGGUAAAGCAAAAGAUGACUGAGGCACCUGUCAUGCGUCUCCCUGAUUUUACCAAGCCUUUUAAGAUGGAAUGUGAUGCCUCAGCUUUGCGCUAUCUCCAUUCCCAAAAGAAGCUGAAUUUUAGGCACGGUAGUUGGGUUGAACUUUUGCAGCGCUACCACUUUGUAAUGAAGCAUAGGGCGAGAAUUGAGAAUAAGGCUGCUGAUGCACUAAGUCGAAGGGUUUCUUUGCUAUCCAUCAUGAGUGUUAAGGUUACUAGGUUUGAACAACUCAAGGAUGAUUAUAAGUCAUGCCCAGAUUUUGGAGACCUCUACACUAGCCUAAGUAAUGCCCCACGGCCAAUCCUGGAUGAUUAUAGCCUUCAAGAUGGUUACUUGUUCAAGGCCAACAAGUUAUGUAUCCCUCGGUCUUCAGUGAGAGAUUUCCUAGUUUGGGAGAUACAUGCGGGAGGCCUAGCAGGUCAUUUUGGUCGAGACAAGACAAUUGAGGAAGUGGAACGUCAAUUCUAUUAG
Quercus lobata is the source of this 564-nucleotide messenger RNA. RefSeq lists its product as uncharacterized. Lineage: Eukaryota; Viridiplantae; Streptophyta; Magnoliopsida; Fagales; Fagaceae. The transcript is spliced from 2 exons. The coding region runs from base 1 to 564 and encodes 187 amino acids. The record is from RefSeq and is a predicted model, not a curated record.